AUGGUCCAUUUGGAAUUUCCUGUUAAUCAUUCUUUAUUUUUCUUUCUCUCUCUUUUUGUUAUUAUUACAGGUGUUCAAGGCAACGGUGUGCCUGACACAGACUGUGGCUGCUUGCCGUACCAGUUCUCCUGCCCUCGCUUGUCAGACGACGGAGAGUGUAUGUGUAUCCCUCUCAAGUGGAGAUGUGAUCAGGAUGAUGACUGUGGGGAUAACGGAGAUGAGAUAGAUUGCGAGCGUCCUUCGUGCAAGGCGUCAGAGUUUAGCUGUGGGACUGGUCUCUGUAUCCCAUCAGAAUGGGUGUGUGAUGGAGAUAACGACUGCAAAGAUAAUUCGGAUGAAGCCGAAUGCUCGAGAGUAGAGUGUGAAGGGGAGGACUUGUUCAGAUGUAACAAUGAUCAUUGCAUCCGAAGUGCGUUCGUUUGUGACGGUGAUAACGAUUGCAAGGAUGGUUCAGAUGAAACUUGCCUGAGAACUUGCAGGGAUGAUGAGUUUACCUGCGAGGGAGGAGGAUGCAUCGCUCGGGAGUGGAAGUGUGAUGGUGACAGCGACUGCAGUGAUGGUUCAGACGAGAAAAACUGCUCCAUCGUUGACACAGGAGCGUGUACGCAGGGACAGUACACAUGUAACACAGGCCAGUGUAUCUUCAUGAGUUACGUUUGUGACGGAGAGAGAGACUGUGAUGAUAACAGCGAUGAAGAUCAUUGUGCUAACAUCACGUGCAGAGACAACGAGUUCUUAUGCGCUAACAACGUGUGCAUCACAGCACAGUGGUACUGUGAUGGCGACUACGAUUGUGAGGACCAGUCAGAUGAGCUGGAUUGUCCGGUAACGACAUGCCUUUCCAACCAGUUUCAGUGUGCAUCAGGGCGCUGUAUUACAGCAGCAUGGGAGUGUGAUGGGGAGAAUGAUUGUGGAGAUAACAGUGAUGAAGAAUCUUGCAGACCUACCUUAUGUAACGCAAACCAAUUUCAGUGCAAUAAUGAUCGUUGCAUAGGGAACAGGAAGGUCUGUAACGGAAGAGACGAUUGUGGUGAUGGCAGUGAUGAACUCGUUGAACCAGAUGGUCCUUGCAAUAUUAUUGAUCCAUCCUCAUCCUGUCAUUCUAAUGAUGGAGGAUGUGAGCACACAUGUACAGAUGUCAGCUCCGGUGUUCGCUGCUCCUGCAGAGAGGGAUACACAUUGGAUAUGAACGGCAAGACUUGUAGAGAUAUCGAUGAAUGUCUUGUGGAAGGCAUCUGCAGCCAGACGUGCACCAACACUCUCGGCUCCUUCCUGUGCACCUGUAUCGAGGGCUACGAGCUCCGGCUCGACGGCAAGACCUGCAAGGCCCAGGGUCCAGAACCCUACCUCCUCUUUGCCAACCGCAUCGACAUCAGGCGGUUGGAACCGCUCCAUUCGAGCUACACCCCGAUUCUGCGAGGUCUGGAGAAUGCCAUCGCCCUCGACUACCAUAUUGAACAGCAAUUGGUGUUCUGGUCCGAUGUGAGCUUGGAUAGCAUCAAGAGGGCGUACCUCAAUGGAACGGAGGUCAUGGAUGUCGUCUCAACAGGGUUAGAAAGUCCAGGUGGUGUAGCAGUAGACUGGAUAGGCAACAAGCUAUUCUGGAGCGACUCUGGGACUUCUAAGAUCGAGGUCUCCCACCUUGACGGGUCCUCUCGCUCUGUCCUCAUCUGGGAAGGGCUGGAGAAACCUCGAGCUCUUGCAUUACAUCCUGUCAAAGGCACCAUCUACUGGACAGACUGGGGAAGCCUGCCAAAGAUAGAGAGGGCCAACAUGGAUGGAUCGGGACGACAGGUGAUCGCUGAUACCAUGCUCUUUUGGCCCAACGGUCUCACUCUGGACUACGCUACCGAGAAACUGUUCUGGGCCGACGCCAAGCAUCAUUCCAUCGAGAGCGCUAAUCUGGACGGGACCGGUCGGAAGAUUGUCAUCAAUCAAGGCCUGCCUCACCCAUUUGCAAUCACCCUGUUUGAGGACUACAUCUACUGGACUGACUGGCAUACAAAGAGCAUCAACACAGCUAACAAGUUCACUGGGAUGGAUCUUACUAUCAUACAGGGACAGCUGCAUUUCCCUAUGGAUAUCCAUACCUUCCAUCCACAAAGACAACCGAAUGGGAGUAAUCUUUGUUUGAUGUCAACGUGUAGUCACCUAUGUCUGCAGAGAGGAACAGAAGCGAUUACAUGUGGCUGUCCAACAGGCUUCAAGCUUAUCAACAGGACACAUUGUGCUGAAACUAUUGAUAGCUACCUGCUGUUCAGCCGAGAGACCGACAUCAGACGGAUCUCCUUCGAUACCGAUGAUGGCUCCGACGUCGUCCUGCCCCUGUCCGGUCUCAAGCAAGCGGUGGCGCUAGACUGGGAUGAUGAGGACGGAGGGUUCGUCUACUGGGGAGACGUGAGCACCAACAAGAUAAACCGCGCUCGUUGGAACGGCUCGGACCAAGAAGUCAUCCUAUCCCACAACAUGGACAGCCCCGCCGGCCUUUCCAUAGAUUGGAUCACCGGUAAAAUCUACUGGGCUGAAGCGACCAAUAACCGUAUUGAGGUGGCAAACACAGAUGGGUCAAUGAGAUCGGUUCUUGUUUGGGAGGGCCUGGACCGGCCUAGGGACAUUAUUGUGGAUCCAAUCUCAAGCCUGAUGUACUGGACCGAUUGGGGAUCAGAUCCCAAGAUAGAGUGCUCAGGAAUGGAUGGAUCUGAACGCAAGGUCCUGGUCUCCUAUGGGCUGAUCUGGCCCAAUGGUCUAGUCCUGGACCGAGACCUACAGAGACUGUACUGGGCCGAUGCUGGGACUAAGAGGAUCGAGUUUAGCAAUCUGGAUGGGAGCUAUAGAGAGAUCCUGAUCAGUUUGAACGUCCCUCAUCCGUUUGGCCUGGCCAUUCAUGAUGACCAUAUCUACUGGACGGACUGGGAGACGAAGAGUGUGGAGAAGGCCAAUAAGAUGUCUGGUCUGAGGAGAGAAACGGUCAGAGCUGGUCUAGAGGACUUGAUGGACGUUAAAGUCUUUCAUCGCAAUAGACCAACAAGAACCAGCCCAUGCUAUGUCAACAAUGGAGGAUGCAGUCAUCUUUGUCUCCUCUCUCCGUCUCCUCCCGGUUACACCUGUGCCUGCCCUACCGGUAUCAUGCUCAUGGACGAUGGUCUGACAUGUCGCCUAGAUCUGGAUAAGUUCUUGGUGUUUGCUCAUAAGACCGAUAUCCGAGUGGUAUCCCUUGAGGCUCCGUACGCUGUGGAUGUGGUGUUGCCAAUUAAAGGAAUCACUAAUGUAGUAACGGUCGAUGUAGAUACAGUCCAACGAAAGCUGUAUUGGGCAGACAAGACAACUCACACCAUCAAGCGGUCAAGCCUGAACGGUUUGGACGUGGAGGCAGUUUUCGACAUGUGCCUGGACACUGUGGAAGGCAUUACAGUGGACAGUGGUGGACAGAAGCUGUACUGGACAGACGCUGGGAGGAAGAGGAUAGAGGUAGCUGAUGUGAACGGGUCGAACAGGAAGGUCCUGGUGUGGAGGGAUCUUGAAGAACCAAGAGGGAUUGCUCUGCAUACUAAGAGAAGGUUCAUGUUCUGGACAGACUGGGGUUCAAUACCCCGCAUCGAACGGGCAGGGAUGGACGGUACUGGAAGGGAAGCUAUCAUCACUAGCAAUCUGGAAUGGCCCAACGGAGUCUCGGUCGAUGAGUCAACUGAUAGGGUGUUUUGGGUAGAUGCAAGGACAGAGCGUCUGGAGUCCUGCUCCUUGGACGGCAGCUCCAGGAGACUGCUCGUCUACGAUGGCGUCGAUCAUCCCUACGGUCUCACCGUCAUGGACGACUACAUCUACUGGACAGACUGGGACACCGGUGCUGUUCAUAGAGCAGAUAAGCAGGAUGGGAGUGGGGCCAUAGAUCUCCUAGGUAACUUCGAUAGUUUAAUGGACAUCAAGGCCGUAGACAUCCAGAACAAAGGAGAGAAAGUUUGUGGAUCUGAUAACGGUGGAUGCAGUCAUCUCUGUCUGCCUAAUCCUCAAGGCUACUCCUGUGCCUGUCCGACUGGUAUCAUCAUCAACCCUGACAACAAGUCAUGCCCUGAGGUUCCCUCCACCUUCCUGCUGUUUGCCAACAGUCAGAGCAUCCGUCGCAUCUCCAUGGAUACGCCCGAUCACACCGACGUCUCCCUGCCGUUUGAGAAUCUAAAGAACGCUGUGGCGUUAGACUUUGAUAGUAUCGACAGAAAGAUUUACUUCACCGAUGUCUUUCUAGAUGUCAUUGGACGAGCUGAUUAUGACGGCAAUAACAUGGAGGUCGUCAUCUCCGAGGGCCUCGAAACAACGGAUGGAAUCGCUGUGGAUUGGAUCGGUAGGAACCUGUACUGGACGGAUACCGGUUUGAACCACAUUGAAGUGGCUCGACUGGAUGGAACCGCUCGUAAGGUUGUGGUGUCGUCGGGGCUUCAGGAACCGAGGGCCAUUGCUCUGUUCCCAUCCGCUGGGUAUAUGUUCUGGAGUGACUGGGGCAACCAUCCCAAGAUAGAGAGGGCUCACUUCGACGGCACCGGACGACGCACCCUGAUCAACACGGAGCUAGGCUGGCCCAACGGCCUGACCAUAGACUACGCCAUGCGCAGGCUGUACUGGGUGGACGCAUACCUGGAUAAGAUCGAGACGGCGGAUUUCAGCGGGAAGUUCAGGGUCGUUUUGACCAGUAACGUGACUACGCACUCCUUCGGUUUGACCAUGUUUGGAGCACGUCUUUUCUGGACUGACUGGCAGACCAACACCAUCGAGACGGUGGAGAAAUCAACAGGCAAAGAUGUGGUCACAUUCCAGAGGAAUCUAGAUUCUCUCAUGCACAUCCAAAUGGUCUCUCCUCUCAGACAGACUGGUACAAAUCCAUGUGGUGUUGACAAUGGAGGAUGCAGCCAUCUUUGUCUUGCCAGACCACAGGGCUAUGUGUGUGCGUGCCCAGAUGAGCCGGAUGGUAGACCAUGCUCGCUUACCCCUGGAGCCAUCAUUGUGAAUGAGACUCCCAAACCAUCUCCUAGUAGUACCACCACUGGACACCUACCAGGCCCCCUCGUCACCCAGCUACCGAGGCCCAGGGGUACAGACAAGCCCCCUAAAGGACCGGUGGUAAUACCCCUCGAUCCUGGCGAUGACUCCUCACAGAUGAUGACUACUAUUAAACAGAUGAAUACUGGUCUCCUUGGUGCACCUAAUGGGUGCAGUGAAGAAGAUGAGGCGCUUGGUCUGUGUGAAGAGAGAGUGCAGGCUUCGAAUAAAAACGGCUAUCGUCUUCUCUAUACCUACAUCGUGGUGGGUGUUCUAGCCUUCGUCAUCGCGACAGUCUUACUCAUGCUGGUCAUACUGUGGAGAAGAAGCAGGAGAAGAAGAACUCGAUGUCGCCUUGACAGUCGCAGUAACUUCUACAAUCCUCAUUAUAAUCACAUGACCAAUGAGGUCAUGAUUGAACCGAGGAUAACCAGGGCAUGGAUCACACACUCUACACCGGAACAUACGCAUAGCUCCAGUGGUAGCCUGCCCAACAAGCUCAACAACGAGGAGUUGGACAGAAUGCUGCCCCCUCCUGUUGCGUACAGGGCAAUGUCCUCAUGUCAAGUGCCUUGUGCCGUGCCGUACGGUGCCACCGCGCCGUGCCACUACGACCCGAGGCCAUGCGAGAAACCGAAAAAUACAAACCUCAACGCUUGCAGCGGCGGGGCAUUCUCGUCUUUUCGGGACUUCAAAUUAACUGAGAACGAGCUGCAUAAAUUCACAGACAAUUGUUGUGACUAGCAGCUCAUCGAUACAAUACAGCAAGCUGCAUGUUAUGUGGACUACAUCAAAACAUUGAUCAAACAUUUGGCAGCUUGCUAGUGAUAUAUUAUUCAAACAUUAUUGUGCAGUAUUCGAGGAAUGCAUUUCCUCCAUAUUUUAUUUCAGCUUUGACAAGAGCAAGUUAGCUCUCUCAUGUGCCUAGAACUCAGUGAAAACCCUGUGACAGAACUCUGAACUGAAGAGCAUCAUCGUCCAGAUUGUGCAGAGAGGAAUCUUCAAUCUACAGCUUGUGCGAUGCUGGUGUAUUUUCUCUCUAAAUUUGUCUCUUAAAUCUCUUGGAACUUGGUGAAACUGAAAACCAUGUGACAGAACUCUGAACUGAAGCAUCAUCAUC
This is a messenger RNA of Strongylocentrotus purpuratus (purple sea urchin), 6148 nucleotides long. It is a transcript of the gene lrp4, whose product is annotated as low-density lipoprotein receptor-related protein 4. Gene Ontology annotation, biological process: Wnt signaling pathway involved in somitogenesis; chemical synaptic transmission; receptor-mediated endocytosis involved in cholesterol transport. Bases 1 to 5772 code for a protein of 1923 amino acids. NCBI's taxonomy places the organism in Eukaryota, Metazoa, Echinodermata, Echinoidea, Camarodonta, Strongylocentrotidae. The record is from RefSeq and is a predicted model, not a curated record. The transcript is spliced from 34 exons. Gene Ontology annotation, molecular function: calcium ion binding; protein binding.